AUGUCAAACGAAGACUCAACUCUUGCGAAGAGAUUAAGGGAUGCCGGCGCAGUGCUCCUGGGAAAGACGAACAUGCCGCCUAUGGCUGCAGGCGGUAUGCAAAGAGGAAUGUAUGGGCGAGCUGAGUCGCCGUAUAAUUCCAAGUAUCUCACUGCAGCGUUCUCAUCAGGAUCCUCCAACGGGGCGGCAACGUCACUAGCAAGUAGCAUGACAGUCUUUGGCUUGGGGAGCGAGACAGUGAGCAGUGGGAGAAGUCCGGCGUCGAACAACGCACUUGUGUGCUACACCCCAUCGAAAGGAACCCUGAGCUGCAGAGGUCUCGUACCGCUGUACGUGACGUGCGACGUGCCAGUGCCGUACACGCGCUCAGUGAGCGAUCUGCUGGUGCUUCUUGACGUGAUCGCAGUACCAGAGGAAGAGACGAAGGGUGACUUCUACAGGGAGCAGAAGUUCGUUCCAAUUCCUGGACCGCCAAAAAUCGAAUAUUCUUCACUGAAGAUGGCAGAUGCCUUGAAGGGCAAGAGAAUCGGGGUACCGAAAAUGUACAUUGGUCAGAAAGAUUCGAAUCCACACGCGAAACACCCUUACGUCUCACCCGAAGUCAUCGAAGUGUGGAAAGAGACAGCGAAAGAUCUUAACAACCUUGGUGCAGAGUUAGUAUAUACCGACUUUCCCUUGGUCACAAACUACGAAAACGACUCCAUCUCGCGCGAAGCCAACAACGUUGUAGACGCACCAUCAAACUGGAACCACGUCGAGCGCGGCGUCCUGAUUGCUAAAGCAUGGAACACCUUCCUCGAACAGAAUAACGACCCUGAUAUCAAGAGUCUGAGAGACAUCGAUGACUCGGCUAUGCUCUUCCCCAAACCCAAUCCAUACGUUCCUGACACAUUCCUCGAAGUACGAAACUGGAUCGACUAUGCCGGCUUACCCUCACUGUUACAGCAGAUCGAGGGCGAAUCAGUCUUCGACGUCCCUGGUCUCGAGCAAGCCGUCAAAGCCCUUGAAGCACAGCGUAAACGCGACCUAGAAGACUGGAUGGCCGACAACAAUCUCGACGUCAUCGCUUUCCCGGCGCAAGGAGAUGUGGGCCUCGCGGAUCUGGAAUUCAAUCUCAAAAGCACGAAACACAGUCUUCAGAAUGGCGUCAAAUACUCGAAUGGAAAUAGAGCAUUGCGGCACCUCGGUGUGCCAACUGUCAGUGUACCAAUGGGUGUCCUGGAGAGCAAGGGCAUGCCUGUCAAUAUUACGUUUGCAGGGAGAGCGUAUGAGGAUCCGAAGUUGUUGGAGUAUGCAUAUGCGUUCGAGCAGGCAACCAAAAGAAGGAUCAGCCCACCGCUGCAGCCGCUUACAACAGAUAUUACAGGGAAGCGUACGCAGCACGAGCGUGGUACGUCAAGUCUAGAUCUUUCUGCAGAUGCUCACACGACAAAGUUGAGAGACGGCAGGGUGAAAAUUGACAUCAAUGGUAUGGUUUCUAUCGAUGAUAAAGAGAGAGAGGUACAAGUCUUCGUCGAUGGACAAGAGGUGUGGAGGGACAAGGUCACGACAGAGACAUGGCAGAUUCGGCUGGAGCAUACACCGGUACGGCACGAAUUUUUAGGGUGGGAGCUCACGCCAUUGCCGCCGAAGAAGGCUAUGGUUAUCGUCAUUGCGAGAGCAGAAGGCGCCACUGAUGAGGCAAGGCUGCUAUGGGUUCCUAUUGUUUAA
Messenger RNA from Ascochyta rabiei, 1710 nucleotides. RefSeq lists its product as uncharacterized. The record is from RefSeq and is a predicted model, not a curated record. The transcript has a single exon. Bases 1 to 1710 code for a protein of 569 amino acids. NCBI's taxonomy places the organism in Eukaryota, Fungi, Ascomycota, Dothideomycetes, Pleosporales, Didymellaceae.